Messenger RNA from Paramecium pentaurelia, 1149 nucleotides. The record is from the annotation of a GenBank genome assembly. Lineage: Eukaryota; Ciliophora; Oligohymenophorea; Peniculida; Parameciidae.
AUGAAUACUGAUUAUGAAGAUUAGGAUGAAAAUAAUAUAGAUGAUCUAGAAAACUUAGACAUUAGUAAAGUAAUUUAAUCCAAGUAUAAAUAAAGGAGAGUUGGGAUGUAAAUGUAAUGCUUAUACAUCUUAAGAUCGCAAUAUUAAUAAAGAGAGCAUUAAAAAGUCAGAUAAAAUCAAAUUGUACCUGAUCUUGAAAAUCAACCUAUUUAAUAAACAUAAAUCAAUUAAACAACUUAAUCAGAAGUAUUAGUUUCGCGAUCUGAUAACUAAGAGAACGACUAGAAAUUGAUUACAUUUAGAUGUCAAAACAAUCUAAAUCAUUAAAUAAAAGAAAAACCAAAAAAGAAUUAAAGUAAAUUUAUAAUUUGAAAUAAGAAACUUGUUUUACCUAAUAUAAUUAAUGCAGAAUUUGUGGAGAUGGAGAUUCUGAUUAAUGUCCUUUAAUUAAAGCUUGUGAAUGCGUAAGGUCGAGAUAUUAUGUUCAUGAAGAGUGUUUAAAACAGUAAAUUUUGGAUGAAUAUAACUACAAAAUAAGAGGAGCUAAAUGUUCUUCAUGUUAAGUCUAAUUCAAUAUGAUAAUAGAGGGAAACUUUAUUUUUCUACCUGUAAAUUAUAGUUCUUAUAUAUAUAAAGAGGUUAGGUUGGUAGUAAAGUAAAGAUAAAAUUCCAUUAUUUUGUUUAAUCACUUUCCAACUUGUACUUGUGGUGAUUGUUAUUUUAUUAUCAAUUAGAUUGUAAAUUUAUUAAUUAAGAUUUAGAACAUCAAUUUAGGAAACUAAAAAUAGAUAAAACUUUCUAAAUUCUAAAGUGUUUAUCAUUCUUUUUAUAGCUAUUUGCUGCAUCAUAAGCAUAAUUUUAGUUUGGUUAAUUACAAUGAUUAUGAGAAAUAUACUUUAUGUAGAAAAAAUUACUAAAUGGAAGAUCAUCCCCUAUCUUAUCAAAUAACCAUCAUUUACGAUGCCAUAAAAUAUAGAAAUUAAUAAUAAAGGAAUAUUAUAACUUUAAUAAAUGAUCCAAUAACAACAAGAAUAAACUCAUACAAAUGAAGACCUAACAAAAUCAGAAUAUAUUAAUACGACUAAGACUCAAUAUAAAAGAUAUUUUACUUCCCUAAAAUUAAAGUAAUAAGAUAGUUUGAUUUCUUGA